This is a messenger RNA of Triticum aestivum (bread wheat), 4180 nucleotides long. Its product is annotated as indole-2-monooxygenase. Gene Ontology annotation, molecular function: monooxygenase activity; oxidoreductase activity, acting on paired donors, with incorporation or reduction of molecular oxygen; iron ion binding. The coding region runs from base 1 to 1581 and encodes 526 amino acids. The transcript is spliced from 5 exons. Lineage: Eukaryota; Viridiplantae; Streptophyta; Magnoliopsida; Poales; Poaceae. The record is from RefSeq and is a predicted model, not a curated record.
AUGGCGGCUCAGCUAGUGGCAGCACUCUUAUCUCCACAAGCACUAUUGCUUUAUCUCCUGCUCCUCCCUAUCGUCCUCCUCUACUACUCGGCAACAAAAACAAAGAGAUCGGGGAGCGAGCAGGCUGCCGCGGCGGGCCAUGGCGAAGAGCGCCCCCUUCCUGCGCCUCCGAGUAAGCUCCCUCUCAUCGGCCACCUCCACCUCAUCGGCACCAACCCCCACGUCUCCCUCGCCGCGCUCACCGCCCAGCACGGCGACGGCGGGAUCCUGCUGCUCCACCUGGGCCAGGUGCGCAAUCUCGUGGUCACUACCCCGGGCGCCGCGGAGGCGGUGCUUCGCACGCACGACCACGUCUUCGCGUCGCACCCGCAGAACGCGUUCGCCGACACGCUCCUCGACGGCUCCGACAUCGCCUUCGCCCCCUACGGCGAGUUCUGGCGGCAGCUGAGGCGGCUGGUCACCACGCACCUGCUCAGCGCCAGGAAGGUGCUGUCGCUCCGCGCUGGUCGCGAGGAGGAGGCACGCCUGGUCAUGGCCAAGAUCCGCGACGCUGCGGCCGCCGGCGCCGCCGUGGACGUGUCCACGCUGCUCGCCACCUUCACCAACGACGUCGCUUGCCGCGCCGUGUCCGGCAAGUUCUUCCGGGAGGAAGGCCGGAACGAGCUGUUCCGGGAGGUGAUCGACGGCAACGUCGCGGCGUUCGGGGGGUUCAACCCGCAGGACUACUUCCCGAGCAUGGCCAAGGUGGACGCGCUGGCGCGGGUGCUGUUCCCCAAGAUGACUCGGCUGAGGAAGAGGUGGGACGGGCUGCUCGACAGGAUCAUCGACGACCACGCCACCAAAUCAUCGCUGCAGCAAGAAGAAGAUGAGGAGGAGACAGACUUCGUGGACGUUCUCCUCGCUCGUCAACACGAGUACAGUCUCACCAGGCAGCAUAUCAAGGCCAUUUUGGUGGACAUGUUUGUAGCUGGGACGGACACGUCAUACGUAGUCCUAGAGUUCGCCAUGGCCGAGCUCAUGCGAAAGCCACACCUCAUGGCCAAACUCCAAGCCGAGGUAAGGGAAAAGACACCAAAGGGCCAACCAAUGGUCAUGGAGGAUGACUUGGGCGGCAUGACCUACCUAAAGGCAGUCUUGAAGGAGACGCUCCGGCUGCACCCACCAUUGCCCCUCCUCCUCCCACACUUCUCUGUGGACAAGUGUGUCAUUAACGGCUACACAGUCCCCGCCGAAACUCGUGUCAUCAUCAAUGUGUGGGCCAUCGGCAGAGACCCUGGGUCGUGGGAGGAUGCGGAGGAGUUCAUCCCUGAGAGGUUCGAGGACAUCGCGUCCCCCGACUACAAGGGGAGGGAUUUUGGGAUCCUGCCGUUUGGAGCCGGUCGAAGGAUAUGUCCCGGGAUAAACUUUGGCAUGGCCUCCGUGGAGAUUAUGCUCGCCAACCUUGCAUAUUGCUUUGAUUGGGAGCUCCCGGGUGGGAUGCAACACAAGGACCUCAAUAUGUCAGAGGUGUUUGGAAUGACGAUACACCGGGAGGAGAAGCUAAUUCUUGUCCCAACAACACGAGAUGUUAGUCAUGAAUAAUAUAUAGUUUACAUGCACUUGUAAGGGUAUAGAUGCUAUAGUACUUAAGAGUGUUAUUUUUGUAUGCUGGUAAUGUUUAGAUGUAUGGUGCAGUGUUACAAAUACUAUGGUUUUCCUCUAGUGUUGUUGUAUGGAGUUUUUUCAACAUCACUUUGGAAGGCGCCACAUUUAAGAUGGUCAAAGUCAUUAUGGGGCCUCUGCCAACUAAAAUAAGUGCACGUGUGUAGAUAGGGAAAUGGUUGGAGUACUCAAUAUAUAUCUCUUUAGUAACUUGGGCAAUAUCUGGGGUGAAUAGGUCAAAGAGGUUGUGGAACUGUACAUCAACUCGUUCAUCCUUCAUAAGGACAAGGACUACAUACUCAUGCCCUAUUCACCUCUAAGUCUUAUUGUAAUUUGUAUUGUCAAAAUGUUUACCUUUCUUUAUGCACUUACAUCCAUGCAACUUUCCUUUCACUACCCGAAACAGAGUUUUUCGUGACGGCCACGUACGAUCGUGACGGCCACGAUGGCUCCUUCAGGAACGUGAACGCGUUCCUGACGUGGAUGGUCCGUUGAGAGGAAUGAUCGCUACGUUCCUGACGUUCUGCUUGAUAGCCUUCAGGAAAGAGAUUAACCUUCAGGAACGAUGUGGCACGUUCGCGUCGGGGGUCAUAUCCACGUCGCGAAUCAAUUGCGCACCUUCAGGAGCGCGUACGUGGCCGUCAGGAAGACACAAGUCGCGGGACGCGGAGAUAUUUUCUCUUGCGAGAGGCGCGUGCACGCUCAGAGUUCAGAUCGAGGGCCUCCACUUGCCCCCGUGCCAGCAGUCCAGUUCAGAUCCACCGCCUCCAUCCCCAUCGAGCACAAUCCACCUCGCCGUUGACUGCUGCCUCCCUCCCCAUGGAGCGCCGUCCACCCUGCCGUUGACGGCCGCCUCCCUCCCCAUGAAGCGCCGUCCACCUCGCCGUUGACGGCCGCCUCCCUCCCCAUGGAGCGCCAUCCACCCCGCCGCUGGCGGCCGCCUCCCUCCCCUUGAAGCGCCGUCCACCUCGCCGUCGACGACCGCCUCCCUCCCCAUGAAGCGUCGUCCACCCCGCCGUUGAGGGCCGCCUCCACCCCUCCAGACCGGCCACCUCUUCGCUGCGAGCCUAGGACGUCCAGAUCUGCCUACCUCGGCUCUGACUUCCAGAUCCUCCCCCAGAUCCGCCUGCGUGCAAAGGUGACUCCAUCCCCGUCCAGGGCCCCCCUGCUCCUCCUCUCCCUAAUCUGGCUGCCGUGUCAAAUAAUUUUACUUCUGCUGCAGAGCUAGAUCUACUCUUUUGUUAUUCCUUGCUUGUUGUUACUCUGUACAUUGUUGUUUGAGAUCGACCUCAGAUAUUGUUUCAUUAAUAUAGUAUGUUAAUCUUCGCAUAUAUUUCUUCAUGGCUUUGUUCUGCGUUUUAGUUUGUGACAAAGAUUGCCAUGCAUUCUUUGGUGUCAAAUGACCUUGUGUACUGAAAGCUGGUGCAAUAGAAUUACCUUGUACAAUCAUCCAUAUAUUUUAUGGUAAAAGUAAAAGAUUAUUUAUUUCAUUUUUAAUUCUGAACAUGCCUCGUUGUGCAUCUUUAUGUCAGUGUGAAAGGACUUCUAUAGGGAGAGAGAAAUUGCUAUUUAGGAUUGCAAUUUAGUUGUCAAAUCUGUCUACUAUUGCCUUUUUGGUUCACAAUUAGUUUCCAAAUUUAGUACUUAAAUGAUGCUAAUUUUGCUGUUUGAGUAAUCGUGCACUUGUGAUAAAUUCGCUAUGUUUCAGGGGUGGUUCAUGAUCAUCCAUUCAGACCAAAAGCAUGUUGGUAAGUUGCAUUCAGUUUAUGGUGGGAAAGAUGUAUUGCCAUAGGGAAGCUACAAAAUUGAACACUUACAGGUGCAUGGGUAGUUUAUUUGAGUUAUAGGUGAUGGUGCUAUAAGGAAAGCAGUGCUUGUUGCAAAAGCUAGGGAGAAGGAUGUAGGACAAUCACACUCUGUUGUACCAAGAUUUAUUGAGGAAAAAUGUUCAGUUGCAAAGGCACUGCAAAAAUGAUUCUCUUCUGACCAAACAUCUACAAUUGGUAUAUGUCAAGAUGGGAUAGGAAAUACCCAAGAGCUUCUUGCUUUUCAUGAUGAGCCAAUGGAUGGUAGUGAUCUGUGCUAGCCUAAAAAGCCGGACAUGGGGACAUGCUCAGACAUGCGUAUGCCGCCGUAUUUCGUGAUUACGAAUGAAAAAAAGAAUGCAUAGGGAGCAUGUCCUCCCAAUGGCAACCACACCAGACUAGGGGUGAAUGGAUCCUCCCAAGGCCAAGAGAAUGCUUGUACUCCAUUGACAAAUUCUUCUCAUCCUGAAGAUCUUGCUCAUGCUACACACCUGGAUGAGCGUGGUUCUACUCCAAAGAGGAUAAUCAUUCAGGAAUGCCACUAGCAUAAUUAGUGUUUAAUAUCGUGAACCAGGGUGCAGGUAGCCUUUUAUUUUUUCACUUGCUUCUCUUGGCAAUUCAUGUAAAUUCGUGGCAAAUCAUGUAAGUUGAGGUUCUAUGAAUCAUGAGUUGGGUAUGAAUAUGUGGAUCUUGUGAACAUUGAGCUUUCAAUAUAAUUGGUUCAUUGUGAAUUA